Suillus paluster is the source of this 2772-nucleotide messenger RNA. RefSeq lists its product as uncharacterized. The transcript has 12 exons. NCBI's taxonomy places the organism in Eukaryota, Fungi, Basidiomycota, Agaricomycetes, Boletales, Suillaceae. Bases 1 to 2772 code for a protein of 923 amino acids. The record is from RefSeq and is a predicted model, not a curated record.
AUGUCUCAGCGCACUCGUAGGGACCACAACACACUUCAAAUUCCAUGCGGCUACUUACACUGUGCUCACUACUUCAAGACUCAGGGAGGGCGCAAAAAACACUGGAAUGUUUCCCACCCAACAUUCAGACAGGCCGCCGUCUCGCAAGAUGAGCCCGAAUUACUGGUUGACGAUUAUCCUGCAGGUGACAACAACCUUCCUGCAGGUGAUGAUGGGCUUCUGGCGGAUUCUUUUGACCUGGGUCAGGCUUUCAACAAGCCCGACAAUUCGGUUGACGCAGACACGGGAUUUUUCGGGCCAGGUGAUAGAUUAUACCGCAACUAUCACCCCGGAUUGAACGCACGUCCAUGUGAUGCAACAGGACACUUCCUUGAAGAUGGAGUACCUCCAGCGCCACCUCCAGACAAGUCACCUGAUGACUGGACUCCAUACCGGGAUCAUGUCGAGUUCGAGACUGUGGAGUUCCUGUACACACGCAACCAAAUGUCCACCGGGGACAUCAACAUUUUGCUGGAUCUUUGGGCCACAACCCUCCUAAAACACAACGACAAGCCACCGUUUGCAGACUGCCGCGACUUGCAUAGGACUAUCAACAGCACACCACUAGGCAACAUCAAAUGGCAGUCAUUUAAGGUACGGUACACUGGGGAGAAGCCAGCAAAUGCUGUACCACCCUGGAUGGACCAGUCCCAUGAUGUGUGGUACCGCGACCCCCACGAGGUGAUACGGAACAUGCUGGGGAAUCCAGACUACGAAAAGGAGAUGGAUUACCGUCCUUUCCGCGAGUACUCGGCUGACGACGACAAACGACAGUGGCAGGACUUUAUGUCUGGUGACUGGGCCUGGACCCACGCAGAUAUAAUUUGUCAAGAUCCAGACACUCUCGGCUCGACGUUCGUGCCAGUUAUACUCGGAAGCGACAAAACUACAGUAUUGGUAGUGACAGGCGCGAAUGAUUACUACCCAUUGUAUGUAUCGAUUGGCAAUGUUCAGAACAGUGUUCGGGGCGCACAUCGUGAUGCCGUUGCCAUUAUUGGCUUCCUUGACAUGCCAAAAACUACGAAGGAGCACGCCGCUGACGCAAAAUAUCGAAAAUAUCGCCGACAAUUGUUUCAUUUGUCUAUUGCCAAGAUCCUCGAGAACUUGAGACCGGGAAUGACCAAACCAGAGGUCAUUCGCUUUGGUGAUGGCCACUAUCGGCGCGAGCAAGUCCUUUUGGCUUGUAUAGUGCGCAGCUGGUGCCCCAGGUGUAUGUCCAACCGCAACAAUUUAGACGAGAAGUCGUUGUGUCGGUGCCGUGACCACACAGAAGCGCUAAUCGAAGAGGUUGCAACCUCCCUCGCUCUGUGGGACGAAUAUGGGAUUGUCAGCGACCUUGUUCCAUUUACCAAUGACUUUCCUCGUGCUGAUAUCUACGAAUUGAUCGCGCCAGAUCUCCUUCACCAGCUGAUAAAAGGAACCUUCAAGGAUCACUUGGUCGAGUGGGUUGGUAAGUAUUUGACGCACGUACAUGGUAAGAAAGAGGCAGAGAAAAUACAAGAUGAUAUAGACCACAGGCCUUUGCAGGGUCGAGGCUUCAAGCAAUGGACUGGCAAUGAUUCAAAGGCGCUGAUGAAGGUUUAUCUACCCGCCAUCGAAGGUCACUUCCCAACCGAUGUGGUGCGCACCUUUCGUGCAUUUCUCGAAUUCUGCUAUCUCGUAUGGCGUAGCAUCAUUACAGAAUCGACACCACUUCAAAUUCAGGACACUCUCGACCGAUUCCAUCAUUACAGGACUAUCUUCGAGUCCACUGGCGUUAUCUUCACAUUCUCCCUCCCUUGCCAACACUCAUGCUCCCAUUACAUCCUCCUUAUUCGACUGUUUGGUGCGCCGAACGGCCUUUGCUCGUCAAUCACCGAGACGAAGCACAUCAAAGCGGUGAAGGAACCAUGGAGGCGAUCGAGUCACUACAAAGCGCUCGGUCAAAUGCUGGUAACAAACCAGCGGCUAGAUAAGCUUGCAGCAGCACGCGUGGAUUUCAAGAGCCGUGGAAUGUUGAAUGGCACCUGUCUGUCUGCAAUACUUCAGAGAUUAAAGGGCGAAAUUGAUGACAGCCCAACGCUGGUGCAGGCUCACAAUCCUCACCAUUGCACAGAGCGCAAACGUGCACGCACUGUUCCCAAUUUAUCCACAGAACUCGCUAUUCCCCAUCUCUACACCCUCCUCUGCCAAUUCUUAUUCGAACAAGUGAACCCAGAUGACCAGCGUGCUCCCUCCGAUAUCCCACUCACACAAUGUCCUCGAUUUGACGGCAAGAUUCAAUUGUUCAACUCGGCAUCUUCGAUGUUCUAUGCUCCCAGUGACCGCAGCGGGAUUGGAGGCAUGUGUCAGGAACAUAUCCGUGCCUGUCCUGUUUGGAGAAACGAGGCACCCCGGUACGACUGCAUGUUUGUUAACACAGAUGCAGGUGUCGAAGGGAUGAGGGGCAUGGAGAUAGCCUGUGUCAUGUACACCGUGUACCCAUGUGCUGUAGUACACUGGUUCGACAAAACCGGUGAUGGGCCUGACGAGGACACAGGGAUGUGGGUUGUCGAGCCCUUGUUUGAUACUGACAGUUCACCAUUUGUUGGAAUCAUUCACAUUGAUUCGAUCUAUCACGCCGCACACCUCGUCCCAAUUUAUGGAGUGCAGGUCAUUUCGCGUGACCUCAAGCACUAUGAUUCAUACGACGCUUUUCAAGUGUUCUACAUGAACAAAUUUGUGGACCAUCACGCAUUUGAGAUUGCGUCUUAG